AUGAAACCCCAAUUCAUAUAUCCAAUUCCGAAUUAUGGAGAUUGGUAUAUCGUAAUCACCACAACUGCCCAUCAUUUCUAUUUCAAUUCUAAAGAUGGCAAUUCAUAUUGGCAAUUGUCUGAUCUAUCAGAAUCUUACAACCUAAAUAUUGAUGAGUUUUUACAACGUGUUAAUUUCGACGAAUUGGCUUUAUUGCUUGCAAAAGCCAGGGGAUUGCGGGUGGUAGGUAAGAAAGAUAAGAAAAUCGAAGAGAAGGAAGAAGAGGAAGAAGUGGAGGAAGUAGACGUUCAAAGAGAGACGGAGGUGUUUAUUGACAGGAACAUAGAUGAAGAAGAGGUGGUUGUCGACAGACACGACGAAGAGGAUGCUACCCACGGAUCUGAGGAUAAAGAAAUAGACCAGACUGAGAGACUGGCUCCAAGCACGGGAAUUCUUCAAGGAUAUUAUUCAUCAAGUGAGGAGGAAGAAGAAGAAGAAGAAGAAGAAGAAGAAACAGAAGAAGUCCCAGUCGCACCGCAAGAACUGACUGAAAUAGAUCUUGACGAAAUCGCAAUAAAAGCAAUUGAAUUGACAAAGCAGCAACAGCAGAACCAUCUCCAUUCUCUGCUUAGCCAAUAUUCUGGAUAUGAUAGUUGGGAUCUAAUUGAAGAUGAAAACAUUACUGAGUUUAUAAAAUAUCCUGAAUUCUACUCUGUUGGAUCAAAACAAAGACGAGAAGAAAUCUUUAAGAAAUGGUGUGAAGAUCGAGAUCAGAUUCAACUGGAAGAGCAAAACGAAGAGGAAGAUGAUGUGGAGGAAGUUGUUGGCAGGUUCCCUACUCCUACUUUACUAUUGUUUAAAUUUCUCCAGGAAAAUAAAUCAGCAGUCAAGGAUUCAUAUUAUCAAAGCUUUUAUAAUGAUCAUUAUCAACAUAUAAACCUGAUUCAAUUGACGAAUAAUGUGAAAGAAUUGGUGUUUCGAAAAUUUAAGAAAUUCAUCAAUGAUUUUUCCGAAUAUGAGCGGAAUUACAAGAAAUCAGAAAAUCUGGGGAAGGGGAAGGGGCAGAAGAAAGAAAAUUUAAAAGUAACGAGAUUGAAUGAAUAUCUUAAACAAUGUAAUCUUAAAGGUGGGUCGUAUAAGUAUAAUGAGAAUAUAUCAUACUUUGAUAAUUGGAUUCAAUUAUUAAACAUCAAUAAUAUCGAUUUGGAAAUUGCGGAAAAUGAAAUAAAUUUUUUAGUUGGUGAUGAAAAAAGAUUCAAUUGUUAUAAUGCACAAAUCUCUUCUACUUCUUCUUAA
Hemisphaericaspora subhashii is the source of this 1275-nucleotide messenger RNA. RefSeq lists its product as uncharacterized. The transcript is spliced from 2 exons. The record is from RefSeq and is a predicted model, not a curated record. The coding region runs from base 1 to 1275 and encodes 424 amino acids. Lineage: Eukaryota; Fungi; Ascomycota; Pichiomycetes; Serinales; Debaryomycetaceae.